Molecule: messenger RNA, 14469 nt
Organism: Girardinichthys multiradiatus
Lineage: Eukaryota; Metazoa; Chordata; Actinopteri; Cyprinodontiformes; Goodeidae
Product: protein AHNAK2-like
Exons: 8
Coding region: 775-12840 (4021 amino acids)
Biological process (GO): regulation of RNA splicing; peripheral nervous system myelin maintenance
Cellular component (GO): cytoplasm; nucleus
Molecular function (GO): protein binding
Source: RefSeq, a predicted model, not a curated record
AUGCAGUCUGUAUUUAAUAAAGUCAGUCCCACAUUUAGGAUACCAUCUUAUAUCUAUAUUAUACAUAUUAAAUAAUAUUAAUUAAAUCUAAAAACAGGAGCGUUUGAGCUACAGGCUAACUAUGGUGGUCAUCCCAAGAACGAGAUAAGACUUCAUUCCCUAAACCCAGAAUGAUCUGCCAUGUAAAUAAAUCUCUUGAUUGCUUAAGACAGCUCAUAAACAGUGGGUAAUUUCCAUAGUUUCCGGUCCACAAUGAAGGGCUUUAAACAAAGUGUACACAGCACCAAAUUGAGUUACUUCUCCACGUGAAAGACAUGUAUCAUCCCCUGCUCCUGCAGCCAGACUCUGACAUCGUGAUUGUCCUUGUCAGAUUAAGCAAAUCAAGCAGACUGAGUGGAAGAGAAGAGGGAGACCAGGAGGAGGAGAGAAGAAAGAGAACUCUGUUGGGGGUGGAGUCGGGGGGUGGGGGUGCAGCUCCACCCAUAAUUAGUUUAGCCUGCUGCGCUGAAGGUCCAUGUUUAUGGCACAGACAAGGGAGUUUUCUUCACUCUGUGGACAACUCAGAGCAGAGAAGCGAGCUCUCCUCUGACUGUUUCUUUCUGCAGCUCAUCAUCCCUUACUCCGCCGCAGCUGAUUGACCUGCACAUACAGGCUGCCUGAAGAAGAGGUGGAGGGAAGAAGCAGCAGCUGCGGCAGCACCAGCCUAAGCCUCCAUCCCCUCUUCCUACCCCGGAUCUGUUCUCUGCUGCGUUGCCUGCCAACCUUGCUGCCACCAUGUGUGACUGCUUUCACCUGGCUUUCCCCAACUGGCAUGCUGCCCCCUCCGGGACGGCAGGGAGAAGACUGCAAGCACCAGAGCCUGCCACAGAGGACAAUUCAAUAUGUGAAGAACUAGCUCAGUUCGCAGAGGGGGAGAGACCACGACCACAAGGAUCAUCCCCUGUCCAGGAGUAUCCUGAGGUGGCAAAACAUACUGACAGUGACAAAGAGUGUGAAGCAGAGCAUGAUCCAGACCACAAGGCUGGGACAGGACACAAAGGUAAAAAGUCUGGCCUUGGGUCCAUCUUCGAGAGGACCCCGGCUCCAAAAAUUAGUAAAUCCCAGGAAGCUCAAAGUCCUGAAGGUGGGUUUAUUGUGAAUACAGCCAAAGACGGAUGUGCAGAAGGUCUCGUCUAUGGUGGAGGAGGGAAAGAUGGGAUCUUCAUAAAGAAAGUAGUCCCAGAGUCACCUGCUUCAAAAAGUUUAAAAGUGAAAGAAGGAGAUCAGAUUCUGAGUGCCACAGUGUAUUUUGACAACAUGUCAUAUGAGGACGCCAUUCAGAUUUUGGAGCAUGCUCAGGCUUACAAAUUGAAGCUUUGCCUAAAACGGCAAACGGACAUCACAGAGACUGAACCAGCUAUCAAAUCUGACAUUAUUCCUGAGGAGGAAGUUUCCUCCACAGAGAUAAGGGAGCAAGGAAAAACCAGAAGGCGCAGGGAUGCUCGCAUUUCAUGGCCGAAGUUUCCUUCAUUUGGAAAAGGACGUAAAUCCCGUUUCACAAGGUCUCACAGUUCAUCAGAAGCAGAUGAGCAGAGAAAGCUUGAGCUUAGUCCUACAACAAGUGACACAGAGUCACCCAUAAAAUCUCAGGACGCUCUCAAAGGCAAAAAGAAGCAUAAAAUAAAGCUCUCUGCUCUAACAAAAAGAGGCCGCAUAAGUUCAUCUGAAGACCAGGACACGGAUGCAACGACUGGGCAGAUGAGUUGUGAUAUACAGCAGAAGCAGGAAUCAGAUACUCUGACACCUGAGUUCCCUGAAUACCCCUUAGGAAAAACACUAGAAGUCAAUGUACAAGCAGAUAAGAAGGCAGAGAAAGGUAUAGAGUCUGACCAGAAAAGUCAAACAACAAGCAACACUCAAAACAUUCAACACAAGGUGGAACUUAUCAGUAUGAACAGCGCUUUGAAAACAACAGAUCUAACUGUAGCUCUGACUGAUCAAGAAAGCCAGUCUGGUACUCCAAAAUCCCCGGAUGAGAAACAAAAGAAAAAAGAGAAGUCAGAAUUAAAAAUGAAAAUUUUGGGGAAGGAUAAAUUGCACAAAAAAGAAGCCAAAGCAAAAUCCUCACCCAAAAGGCUCAAAACUCUUGGAGCAAGUGUUGACACAGAAGAUCUUCCUGAAACAGGAAAAUCUGAUGUUCUCUCAAGCUCUGAGUCAAAAACCAAACUGCUGGGAGAUCAGUCUACGGUCUCCAUAAAUAAUAAAAUCCAGAGUAGUGACAGUUCAAAGGUAAUCCCAUCCAAAUCUAUUACAGCACAGAUAAGUUUACCAAAGGUGGAACUUGGGAUAUCUGUGCGGAAAUCUCCAAAGAAAGGGGAUGAAAAAACACAGAAAGGAAAGGACAUAAAAAAGAAACAAUCCAAAAUGUCCAGUCCAAAACUUAAGCAACCUGAAAUAGACAUAGACAUGAUGAAUAUUGCUACCUCAGAAGAAAUGCAAAAAGCAAACGAUCAAGAAUCCACAACUGAAACUGGCCGUGUUUCCAUAACACAACUUCCCAAACGUGAAGACAUUGAGAUUCCAGGUAUGGAGGACAUGGCUAUGAAAACUACAACCACGAGAAAAAAGGAACCUAAAGCUGAUUUAAAAAUAAGAAAGAAAGAAGGUCAAGCUGAAACAGUGCAAAUGUCAAUUGACGUUGACAGUGUGAAAGAAGCUGUUUCAAAAUUGCCUGGAUUUAAGCUGCCUCAAGUUGAUAUAUCUGGAGUGCCUAUCCGAGAAGAAAUAACUGUCAUAGAUGCUAAUGCUCAACGAAUAUCUGUAAAAACACCCACAAAAGUAGCAAAACCAAAACAAGAAGAUCAUUUGAUAAGGUCUGACAUGACUGCGUCCUCAGAACUCUCCAAAACAAUGUUUUUAGCUGAGAACAAGAUAGCUUUCGAAAAAUAUCAAAAGGAAGAAAAAACCGGCCCAACAGAGUGCAAAAAAGAAGAGGAAACUAUGGUCUUUAAAAAACAAGAUAUUGUAAUAUCUUGUACAGAAGUAUCCAUUCUUCAAGAAAAAGAAUUUAAUAGAACAAAUGGAAAAAUCGAAUCUGAAUUAGCCGCAACCAAAGAACCACAGAGUACAUCCAUUAAGCCAAAAGUAACAAUGCCUAGCUUUGGGAUGUCAGCAAAAUCAAGAAGAUUGCCUUAUAUUGGAAUUGACUUGCAAAAACAAACUUUCAUUCAGGGAAAAGAGCUAAAAACUGAAACAAGUAAAGAUGAGAGGCAAACUGGAGAAGUCAUAUGUGAAGUACCGGAACUUGAUGGCAUCGAAUACAUUGACUCAACAGAUGAGUCGUCAGUCAAAAAAGAUGGUGGUUUGACAAGUUUUGAUAUGAGUACUCAUGCGAAGACAUCUGCUAUUUUGUUUAGAAGUAAAGAAAAUGAUGAUGAACCUAAAGAUGGAAAGAAUGAGCUGUUUAAAUUUGGAAUAACUCCUUCAGACAUACCCAGUGGAAAAGAGGAUAUAGUCUCUGAUGAGGUUACAACAAAACCUCUUGACAGAGAUGGAAAGAGUACAUUUGAAUGGCAAGACCUUGACAUCUCAUUGCCAAAAUUAAAAGGAGCAACUGUUGAUAUUAUCACAUCCAAGAAAGACACAGCUGUCACAGAAACACAGGUUAAAGGAAGACCAAUCCCAGGAGGCCCAGAGAAAGCAAUGAUCAAAAGCUCAGGUAUUGAUGUUCCAGAAGAAACAGCAAGGGCAGAAAAACCUGUAAUGAAAACAGAACCAGUUGAAACCCAAAGGGAGUCUGAUAAGGAAGCAAGCAAAUUCGCAAAGUUUGGAAUCAAAAUGCCAAAAAUCAAAGGCCCAGAAUUCAACUUGAGCUUGUCAAAGAAAGUUGCACAUGACAAACUAUCACCUGAUACGGCUGAAGGCCCACUCCUAGGAGUAUCUGAGAUAGAUGUUACACCUGGAAAGAUAAAUGCAUCUUUUCUAAAGCAAAAGAUGGAGUUAGAAAAAGCCGGAGUAGAAGUUAAACCUUUGCAGACUAAAGGUGAAUAUGAACAAAAAGGCAAAAUCAAAAUGGCAAAUUUUGAAAUGACAUCAACAAAAUUAAAAGGUCCUGAAAUAAGCGUAUCAAAGAAAGAUGCAGAUUUUAUCCUGCCAGAGGCCAAACCUGAGCUCAAACUCAUUGAAAGUUUAGAAACUGAUGUUAACAAAGAUAUUUCCGGGCAAAAACAAAAGAUAGGGAUAGAACAAUUUGACCUGAAAAUCAAAUCACUGCAGAGUGAAGGUGAGGUGAAAGGACACCAGAUUAAAAUGCCCCAACUGGGAAUUGUACUCCCAAAAGUUACAGUUCUUGAGUCAGAUAUAAGCCUAUCAAAGAAAGGAAAAGAUCCAACACUGCCAGAAGUUAAAGGAGAAAUCAAAGAGCAUGACGUUGAAGGAAAUAGAUCAUCUACAAAACUAGAUGUUAGGGCUCAUGGAAUCAAAGUUACAACAAAAAAUUUUGAAGGAUCAUCAUCAAAAUUUAAAAAGUCCCCUUUUAAAAUGCCAAGAUUUGGAGCUGCUACCCCAACCCUCAGUAGUAAUGUUUCUGACACACAGUCAUCUGAAGUUGGUGUUACUAUUGACACUGAUGUUGGUCCACCUGCUGAUGUGAAAACCAAAGCACCUGAAAUUGAUGGAAGAGCAAGUAAGUUCAAAGUUCCAAAAUUUGGAAUAUCACUCCCAAAACUAAGGGGUCCUGAAACUGGUGCAACCUCAUCGAAAAAAGUUGUUGAUGUUGAUGUCAUUUUGCUUGAAGGUGAAGCUGAGGUAAAACUCAUUGAUGCUGAGCCUGCAGAACCUGGUCUUAGGCUAGAGGGAAAAACUCUGCAGAUGGCAGUUCAGCAAGAUUUUGAUUACUCAGCAUCAAAAUCUGAAAUUAUAGUGCUGGUUCCUGAGGCUAAAGAAGUUAAACUGUCACAGGUUGAUGGAGAAAAAGGAAAUUUUUCAUCUCCAGUGGCCCUUAGUGAGAUACCUGAACUUGAAAUACAGGCUGAGAGUCAACUUCAUGGACGAGAAGGAAAGAUAAAACUGCCUAGGAUGGGAAUUACUUUGCCAAAGGUAAAAGGACCAGAAUUUCAUCUUGGAGUUUCAGGUAAAGCUGUAGAUGUCAUGGCAGUAGAAGACCAAGAAGACUUGCAAAAUACAGAAACCAUGCUGCCAGAUACUGAAACUAAAGUGGGAAUCCCAGUCCCUACAGCAGAUGUUAGUCUGGGAAAAGCAGAAAUUCUGAUCCCCACUGGAAAAGUGGAAGUUGGAAAACCAGAAGUGCACACUCAACCCAUACUGGAAGAAACAAGAGGCAGGUUAAAAAUGCCAAAGUUGGGAAUCACAAUGUCAAAAGGAAAAGGGCCCGAAACAACAAAAGAUGUAGAGGUGAUACAUACUGAAAGCAAGAGGGACGCAAAAAUACCUGAUGCUGAUUUCAAGGAACAAGAUGUGAAACAAUCACCAUCACAAUUUAACAUGCCAACAUUCAGAUUACCUAAGUUAGGACUUGGCAGCCCUAGUUCCACUACCAGAGCAUAUCCUUCAGACAAAAAUGCCCAAAGAGAUGGCAUUGACAUGGACAUUCCUGACGAGGUUCUUGCAGUUACCAUUGCUGCAUCUAGCACUGAUACUGAAGGCCCAUUCAUAGAUAUGAAAACUAUAGAAGCAGAUCAUGAAGGAAAAACGCACAGGUUUAAAAUGCCAAAUCUUGGUUUUUCUGUGCCUCAAAUCAAAGUUCAUGACUCUGAUAUAGAUGUGACACAACAAAAGACCAAAGCUGAAGACAAGCUCGGUGAUGCUGAACAGAAAAACAAAGGUACAGAAGAGGAUAGUAAAGCUCCUGAUAUUAAUGUUGUUGAAAAAGACAAACAGAGAUCACAAGGGAAAUUUAAGAUGCCAACCUUCAAGUUACCUAAAUUUGGAGUGGCCAUCUCAACUACCAAUGAAGAACAUUCUACUGUGGGCAAAUAUGUAAUUGUAGAUGGAGAUAACAUUGAGAUUCCUGAAGCAAUUAUUGCAAUCGACUCCAGAGCUUCCAGCAGUUCCCUUGAAGGUAAAUCAGAGGGUGAAAAAAUUACUGAAACCAAACAUGAAAGCAAAGAGAUUGAGUCUAAAAUUCCACAUCUUGGAUUGUCUGGGCCUGACACUGACUUGGGCCUUUCAAGUAUUGAUAUAGAUGCAAAUAUUAUAGAAAGAAAAGCUGAUGUCAAACUGAAUGAUGAUUUGAACAAAUGCUCCUCUGACAUAAAAGAUCCAGCCCCCAUAAUCAAAGUGUUAAAAAAGGAAAAAGAAGGAUCACCAUCCAAGUUUAAGAUGCCGACAUUCAAGUUACCAAAAUUUGGGCUGUCUGCUCAGAGUUCCACUGAAGAAGGAGCUCCUUUGGAUGAAGAUGUCAAAACAGGAGGAGGUGAAACUACAACUUCUGGAGAAAGUUUUCCAGUUAGCACAGAAGGGACAAGCAUUGACAUUAAGGAUCCACCAGCAGAUUUAAAAAUGACAGGACCUGAAAAUGAGGAAAGAGAAAACAAAUUUAAACUGCCAAGUCUUGGUUUUUCAGUAUCACAAACCAAAGGACCUGAUACUGAAAUAAACUUAUCCAAGACAGAUGUAGAUGUUAAAGUACCAGAUGUCAAAAUGAAAGACAAAGUCCCUGAUGAAAAAUGUAACAUAUCUUCUGAAGUGGAAGUUAAAGCUCCAGAAGUCAAAGGUAUUAAAACAGAAAAAGAAGGUUCACCCUCCAAGUUUAAGAUGCCGACAUUCAAGUUACCAAAAUUUGGGCUAUCUGCUCAGAGUUCCACGAAAGAAGUACCUCCUUUGGACAAAGACAUCAAAACAGGAGCUAGCAAAACUACAACUUCUGGAGAAGGUUUUCCAGUUAGCACAGAAGGGACAAGCAUUGACAUUAGGGAUCCAUCAACAGAUUUAAAAAUAACAGGAACUGAAAAUGAGGAAAGAAAAACAAAAUUUAAACCGCCAAGUCUUGAUUUUUCAGUAUCACAAACCAAAGGACCUGAUACUGAAAUAAAGUUAUCCAAGACAGAUAUAGAUGUUACAGUACCAGAUGUCAAAAUGGAAGUCAAAGUCCCUGAUGAAAAAUGUAGCAUAUCUUCUGAAGUGGAAGCUAAAGCUCCAGAAUUCAAAGGUAUGAAAACAGAAAAAGAAGGUUCACCCUCCAAGUUUAAGAUGCCGACAUUCAAGUUACCAAAAUUUGGGCUAUCUGCUCAGAGUUCCACAAAAGAAGUACCUCCUUUGGACAAAGACCUCAAAACAGGAGCUAGCGUAACUACAACUUCUGGAGAAGGUUUUCCAGUUAGCACAGAAGGGACAAGCAUUGACAUUAAGGAUCCACCAGAAGAUUUAAAAAUAACAGGAACUGAAAAUGAAGGAAGAGGAAGAAAAUUUGAACUGCCAAGUCUUGGUUUUUCAGUAUCACAAACCAAAGGACCUGAUACUGAAAUAAACUUAUCCAAGACAGAUGUAGAUGUUACAGUACCAGAUGUCAAAAUGGAAGUCAAAGUCCCUGAUGAAAAAUGUAGCAUAUCUUCUGAAGUGGAAGCUAAAGCUCCAGAAGUCAAAGGUAUGGAAACAGAAAAAGAAGGUUCACCCUCCAAGUUUAAGAUGCCGACAUUCAAGUUACCAAAAUUUGGGCUAUCUGCUCAGAGUUCCACGAAAGAAGUACCUCCUUUGGACAAAGACCUCAAAACAGGAGCUAGCGAAACUACAACUUCUGGAGAAGGUUUUCCAGUUAGCACAGAAGGGACAAGCAUUGACAUUAAGGAUCCAUCAGCAGAUUUAAAAAUAACAGGAACUGAAAAUGAAGGAAGAGGAAGAAAAUUUGAACUGCCAAGUCUUGGUUUUUCAGUAUCACAAACCAAAGGAUCUGAUACUGAAAUAAACCUAUCCAAGACAGAUGUAGAUGUUACAGUACCAAAUGUCAAAAUGAAAGACAAAGUCCCUGAUGAAAAAUGUAACAUAUCUUCUGAAGUGGAAGUUAAAGCUCCAGAAGUCAAAGGCAUUAAAACAGAAAAAGAAGGUUCACCCUCCAAGUUUAAGAUGCCGACGUUCAAGUUACCAAAAUUUGGGCUAUCUGCUCAGAGUUCCACGAAAGAAGUACCUCCUUUGGACAAAGACGUCAAAACAGGAGCAAGUGAAACUACAACUUCUGGAGAAGGUUUUCCAGUUAGCACAGAAGGGACAAGCAUUGACAUUAAGGAUCCAUCAGCAGAUUUAAAAAUAACAGGAACUGAAAAUGAAGGAAGAGGAAGAAAAUUUGAACUGCCAAGUCUUGGUUUUUCAGUAUCACAAACCAAAGGAUCUGAUACUGAAAUAAACCUAUCCAAGACAGAUGUAGAUGUUACAGUACCAAAUGUCAAAAUGAAAGACAAAGUCCCUGAUGAAAAAUGUAACAUAUCUUCUGAAGUGGAAGUUAAAGCUCCAGAAGUCAAAGGCAUUAAAACAGAAAAAGAAGGUUCACCCUCCAAGUUUAAGAUGCCGACGUUCAAGUUACCAAAAUUUGGGCUAUCUGCUCAGAGUUCCACGAAAGAAGUACCUCCUUUGGACAAAGACGUCAAAACAGGAGCAAGUGAAACUACAACUUCUGGAGAAGGUUUUCCAGUUAGCACAGAAGGGACAAGCAUUGACAUUAAGGAUCCAUCAGCAGAUUUAAAAAUAACAGGAACUGAAAAUGAGGGAAGAGAAAAAAAAUUUAAACUGCCAAGUCUUGAUUUUUCAGUAUCACAAACCAAAGGACCUGAUACUGAAAUAAAGUUAUCCAAGACAGAUGUAGAUGUUACAGUACCAGAUGUCAAAAUGGAAGUCAAAGUCCCUGAUGAAAAAUUUAACAUAUCUUCUGAAGUGGAAGCUAAAGCUCCAGAAUUCAAAGGUAUGAAAACAGAAAAAGAAGGUUCACCCUCCAAGUUUAAGAUGCCAACAUUCAAGUUACCAAAAUUUGGGCUGUCUGCUCAGAGUUCCAUGAAAGAAGUACCUCCUUUGGACAAAGACAUCAAAACAGGAGGAGAUGAAACUACAAUGUCCUAUGAGGUCAUUGCAGGUAGCACAGAAGGACCAAAGUUUGAAAUUAGGGGUCCAUCUGUAGAGUCUAAAACAGAGGGAAGUGAACGUGAACGAGAAGAAAAAAAGUUUAAGUUGCCAAGUCUUGGCUUUUCUGUUACACAAACCAAAGGGCCAGACAUGGAUUUAAGUUUGAAGACAGAUAGAGAUGUGACACAACCAGAGCUUAAAGCUAAAGUCAAAAUUCCUGAUGAUGAGCUGAAAAUAAUCUCUACAGAAACAGAAACUAAAAGACCUGACAUUCAAGUUGUUUCAAAGGAUAAUGAUGGAUCACCAUCCAAAUUUAAGAUGCCAACUUUUAAAUUCCCCAAAUUUGGGGUUGCAACUCCAAGUUCCACUGAAGAAGUACCUUCUGUUGACAAAGAUCUCAAAACAGGGGGAUGUGAAACUACAGCUUCAGAGGAGGUACUUAGAGUUACUGUAGAAGGACCAAAUAUUGAAAUUAAGGGGACAUCAGUUGAUAUAAAUACUGUCGGAAGUGAACAUGAAGGAAAGGAAGAGAAGUUCAAAUCUCCAAGUCUGAGUUUUUUAGUACCACAAGCCAAAGAGCCUGAUACUGAUUUGAGCUUAAAGACAGAUAUAGAUGUUACACUACCAGCAGUGAAAGCUGAAGUCGAACUCCCUGAUGACAAAUUAAACAAAUCUUCUGUUGAAGUUGAAACUAAAGCACUUGAAAACAAAAAUAUAAGAAAGGAUAAAGAUGGAUCACCAUCCAAAUUUAAAAUGCCAAAUUUUAAGUUACCAAAAUUUAGGCUUGCUGCUCAAAGUUCCACCGGAGAAGUACUUCCAGGGGUAGGUGAAACUACAAUUUCAGAAGAGGUUAUUGCAGUUACCACACCAAGCAUGGAAAUUAAAGGUCCAUUGUUAGAGCCAAAAACUGAAGGGAGUGAUCGUGAAGGAAAAGGAAAAAAGUUUAAGUUGCCAAGUCUUGGUUUUUCUGUCACAGAGGUCAAAGGGGCUGACACUGAGCUAGGGUUAUCAAAGAGAGAAGUAGAUGUCACAUUGCCUGAAGUCAAAACUGAAGUCAAAUUCCCUGAUGAUGAUCUGAAAAACACUUCUACUGCAAUAGAAGCUAAAGAACCUGAAAUCAAAACAGUGGUGAAGGAAACUGAUGGUUCACCAUCUAAAUUUAAAAUGCCUGCAUUCAAGUUGCCAAAAUUUGGGCUUGCUACUCAAAGCUCCACAGGAGAAGGUCCUCAGUUGGACAAAAAGGAAGAAGAUGAGGCUGAACUGAAAAACACUGUUACUGCAAUGGAAACUAAGGCACCUGAGAUAAAGGUCGUAUCAAAGGACAGUGAUGGAUCACCAUCCAAAUUUAAAAUGCCAACAUUCAAGUUACCAAAAUGUGGUCUUGCUACUCAAAGUUCCAAUGAACAAGUACCUGCCUUGGACAAAGAUGUCAAAACAGUGAAAGGUGAUAGUACAACUUUGGAGAAGGUUCUUACAGUUACCACAGAAGAACCGAGCAUUGAAAAUAAGGAUUCAUCCAUAGAUUUAGAGUGUUCAGAAACUGAUAAUGAAAGAAGAGGGCAUACAUUUAAACUGCCAAGUCUUGGUUUUUCAAUGGCAAAAGCCAAAGGGCCUGAAACUGGAAUUACCUUAUCCACAACAAAUGUAGAUGUCACUGUACCAGAAGUCAACGCUGAAGUUCCGUUGUCAGAUGCAAAAAUUAAACAACCUUCUGUGCAAAUGGAAAUUAAGUCUCCAGACACAGCUUAUUCAGGUGAGAUCGAAGCUGUAUCAGAAGUUAAAAUGUCUAAAAUUACCCUACCCAAAUUUGGAGUUACAACCCCACAUCUCAGUGUGGAAAUACCUGAUGUGACCAAAGAGAAAAGAAUUGAUGUAGAACCUAAUGUUGAUAUUAAACCAAUAGAUGUAAAUGCUGAAGAAUGGGAACAAAAGAAAUAUCAAGACAAAGUUGAAGUCCAGCUAUCCAGUGCUGAGGCAAAAGGAGAAGAUGUCCCUACUGUUGAGUUUGAAGGUAAAAUAAAACGACUAAAUUGGACUUUUCCAAGCAUCUCAUUUUCAAGAACUGGUGGUAAGGCCCCUGAUGUUGAUGUCAACAUUGAAACACCUAAAGCUGGCGUAACACCAACAGAGAGCAAAAUCUGCCUGCCAGAAGCUGAUGUCAAAGAAUCUCCAAGGGUCCCCACACUAGAAGCCUCCCCAGCUGCAGAAUCUGACACAAACUUAAAGAAAAGUAAGUUUUCGCUUCCCAAGUUUUCAUUUUCAAAGUCAAGCAUGAAAGAGCCUGAAGUAAAAGCUAAGCUCCCAGAUCGCGGAGUAAAAAUUGAACAUGUUGAUACCAAACUGAUAACAGAGGUCAAACUCUCUGCAGACGAAGACAAAAAUGAUUCAACAGGUUUUGAAACAGCAGCUUCUGAGGCUAAGGUCAAAUCUAAAGAUGCAAAAGGCUCACCAUCAAAAUUCAAAAUGCCAACUCUGAAAAUGCCAAGAUUUGGCAGUGCAUCUUAUGAGGUCACAACAGAGACACGGAGCACAGACAAAAUAGCUGAAGGUGAUGGAAGUCACCCUGGGGAAGAUCCUACUGUCAUCUUCAAGGGGCCAAAGAUUGAUGUUAAAACAGAUGCCUCCAAAUUGGUACAACCAGAUCAUGAAACCCUAAACACAGAAAGUGAUAGUGCGGUUCAUGGAUCUCCAAGUAAAUUCAGACUGCCUGCCUUUAAAAUACCACGACUGAGUCUUUCAAGAUCUAAACCUGAAGAUGAAUCUGCCCAUGCUGAGCAUGAAAAGAGUGAAGAUCAACUGGAAAUGAAGAUUGAGCAAAAAGAAGAAAAUAUAUCACCAAAACUGGCUAUAACAUCAUUUGGUGACAUCCUUAAGUCUACUGAUGUUGACAUUGAUGUUCGAAAAUUUGACCAAAACCUUGAAACCUCAACGGAAUCUCAUGAACCAGUUGUACCCGUCACAAAGCACACAGAUGCAAAGGACAAGGAGGCAAAAUCCAAGCAAGAUACUACCAAAAGUCCAGAGAGCUCAGGUUGGUUUAAGUUCCCCAAGUUUGGCUUGUCUUCCCCAGUGGAGCAACAAAAGAUUCUUGACAAGGUAGAGCAAAUAAAAGACAGCAGCCCAGUAGGGGAAACGAGGGAUGAGGAAGGAAGUCCAACGUUUUCUGUCCAGUCAUCGGAUGCUUUUGCUGAUAUAAGCUCUACAAUCACAAGUGAGCCUGCAGGCUCAUUCUUACCUUCCCCAACCAAGGUGAUGAUCAAAAACAUGGAUGACAGUGCAGCUGCUGGACUUGGAGAGAUGCACGGUGGCAUCAUGACUUCCACCACAAGGACUGAGCUGAUCACAGAAGUGGCCAAUUUGCCUGAGAAGAUCACUAUUUUGUCUUCUGGUGUUUCAUCGUCUUCUGAAGAUACAAUUAGACUAAAGUCUGGAAAAAUACAUAUCAUUACAUCAAACAUACAAGCUACUCCAGAAUCACAGCAUGCCAAGUUACUUACUGCUGUCCAAAUCCAAUCAGCUGAAGGCCUUGCUUUACAGUCAGAGGUAGAUGAAGCUUCACCGUGGACGGUCCAAGAUCCUCUAAGCGCCCCGAGAACAGUGUUUGAAAAACACUUGAUUCAAGAAACGUCAACGGAAAGAAGUGAGAGCAAAGAGACGCUGGUAAUAACAAAACAAAUCACCCAUGUAUUUGGCACCACAGAACCCAUCUCAGGGGAGACAGCAUCAUCAAUUCAAAGGCUCAAAGAUUCUGUGCACUCUGAGAAAAUGAGGUUCUUUGAUGAGGCUGAGAAGUGAAAGAAGAAUUUGAAUUUGUGCUUACAGAUACAACUCCCUGUUGUGUUCCAUCAUAAAAGAAGGGCUUAGAAUUUCACCACCUGAAGUUAAAAACAAAGAACGACUGGCAACUGGAAGAGGGACCAAUUAAACAAUCACAGAAAGUUAUUUGUUAGUAUCCAUGUAUUGCCAUAACAAUGUGAUGCCGAGUUGCAUGUUUAUUGAGCUAUAUAGAAAUGUAUUGCUAUAGCAAAGUGCAACUGUAACAGUUAUAAUGUGGCCAUUCUGUUAAUAAGCUAGUUAAGUGAUUCUCUUCAUUACAUAAUAUGUAUUUGCUUUACAAUAAAAGGUAUUUGUGAUAUGGUAGCAUACACCUUGCAAAAGUAUUGAUACCCAAUAUAUUUUCACUUAAUUGUUCACAUUUCAUCACAUUACAACUACAGAAUUCAGUGGGUUUAUGGGUAUUUUAUGUGAUAGGCACAAAGUAGGCUAAAAUUGGUUUUCAAAUUAACAAAUAAAUAUUAAUAAAUACACUUCUGAAAAUGCGACAUGUUUAUUACCACCACUAACAGCGCUUUAACACAGAUUUGGUACAGUUUGAGAGAGGAGAGUAACUAUAUUUAGCUGAGCUUAAAAACAAUCACAGAUGAUUGGUUAUUUGCUGAAAUGUGUUUGAACAAACUGAGCUAUUUAAAAUAUUUUAAUUUAUCUAUUCCACCAAAUCAAAGUUUAUAGUAUUCUCAUUCUUAAUAAAAAAUAUAAACAUUUUAUAUCUUUGGUCUGUGUUAAAAUCCAAGAAUUUCUUGGAGCCCCUUGUUGGUUUGGGGUCCUUAAGCAGUGGCUUAAUUUGCUUAUGCCUUGGGCAGGCUCUGUAUGAGCCUCUGGAUUCGCUUCUCUGAUUAAUGCAAACAUUUUUAUUUGUAAAGAAAAUGAACAUAUGUUAAAAAUAAACAACUGCUAAAUAAACAAUGUAUCUUGUUUCUUCCCCUUCACUGUUAUGUGCUACUUUUUGCUUAUCAAAUGAAAACCCAAUGAAGUACACAGAGGUUUGGGGUUAUGAUGUUGCAAAACAGGAAAACCUUCAAGGGUUGUAAAUUCUUUUGCAAGGCACUCUGUGUAAAAUGAUUCCUGUCAAUUUGUACUUUUCAACACUGUUCAUGUCACUUUCCAUAAUUUGUAGGGUGAUCACUAUAGCAUUCAGUUAAAAGAUCUGCUCUGAGAAUGUUGCUAAUAUUCCAAAGUAUGUUCACAUUUAAGACACUAUAAUGCUUAAAGUAGAAAAUAUUUACAGCAGAGAAACCUAUAUACAAGUAAAAAAAUAAAUGUACAGGAAUUAUCCCUAUAGUGUGACUACACCUGAUGUGUAAAGGAACAAUACCAAUGCAAAGCUGAAGUGAAAUGUUCAUUGUAAAACUUGUAAAAGUGCCCUGCUAUAAUCACACUUGUAACAAAUCACUGUGCAGAACCUAAUUUGCCAUGAUGUACACUAAAACUUUCCAGGCCAUGUAUAUAGCUUCUAGAAACCUUGUUAUUUUUUGGUCACUGCCCUUGUUUGUAUCCUGAUAGGCUAUAAUAUACUGUAACUGAAUGUAUUUGAAAAGUUACACACAAUAAACAAUAAGUAAUAGUAAAGUGAAUAUAAAACAUUUA